Molecule: messenger RNA, 1338 nt
Organism: Diaporthe amygdali
Lineage: Eukaryota; Fungi; Ascomycota; Sordariomycetes; Diaporthales; Diaporthaceae
Product: Efflux pump roqT
Exons: 6
Coding region: 1-1338 (445 amino acids)
Biological process (GO): transmembrane transport
Molecular function (GO): transmembrane transporter activity
Source: RefSeq, a predicted model, not a curated record
AUGGCUGAGAUCUCGGACAAGUCCACAGAGAAGUCGCCGGACCAGGCUCCGAGUGUCGACUCUUCUCCCAUGCUGAACAACACGUCGAGUCAGAAGCCAUUAUGGCGAACCGUACUUAUGACUGUGGCUUUACUGACUGGCGUCUUCUUCGUGGCUCUUGAUGUCAAUAUUCUUGCUACCGCGACUCCAAAAAUCACAACUGAGUUCCACAGCCUCGACGACACAGCCUGGUAUGGUACCUCGUACAAUUUGGCGAAGCUGGCAACACAGCCAGCGUUCGGCCGCCUGUACACAUCUUUCUCCCUCAAAUGGACAUUUCUUUGGAGUGUUGUAGUAUUUGCUGUUGCUAUCAGCGCCGUCUGCCUCUUCUUCACGUACAUCUCCUUCCAGGAACCCAACAGAGAGACCGCGAAUGUUCCACUGAAAGCAAAGCUCGCAUCACUGGACCCUAUGGGCACAUGCCUCAUAUUAGCCUCCAUGACCUUGAGGCAGAAGGAAAGGGCGCUCGUUCCAAUCCGGAUUCUGACUCAUCGUACCGUCGGUUUCGGUUGCAUCUCAGGAGGAGCCGUCCUCAUGGCUAUCAACGUGUUGACCAUUUAUCUGCCAUUCUACUUCCAAGCUGCGAAGGGUGUAUCGCCAGCCACCUCCGGAUUGUACAUCCUUGCUCUAGGUAUCCCCAACUCCCUAGCGACAGUAGCUUGUGGUCUCGCGAUGACCUUGACAAAGUACUACAUCCCCUAUCUCAUGGCUGGCGCUGCAAUAUUAGCGGUCGGCUCCGGGCUCCUAUCAACUUUGGAUGUAAGCAGCAACGUGGGACAUAUCAUAGGCUAUCAGUUCAUAGCGAGUGUCGGCUUCGGGCUCAGUGUACAGGUGCCAUUGACGGCCAUGCAAAAUGUCCUGAACGAGGCCGACCUCCCGACCGGCAACUCUCUCUUCAUGUUCGCCCAGAGCCUAGGAACGGUGAUUGCGCUGCCCAUUGCCCAGGCUAUCUUCUUAGGCACACUGAGCGAUAGGCUUGACGCACGCGUGUCCGACGCUCAGGCCACUCAAAUCACGGACCUCGGGGCUUCUAGUGUGGAUGCCGACCACAUGGACGCUGACUUGGUGCCGUACGUCGCUGCAUCUUACAGUGAUGCGGUUGAGGCCGCAGUAUAUGUCUCUGUGGCUGCUGCAGCAGUAGCUUUCGUGACGGCGGGAUUGAUGGAGUGGAAGAAACUGGAGUACAAACAAAGACCUGAUGAGCACGAUGGGCAAUCUGACUCGGCUGAGAAGGCAACUGGACCUUCAGAGAGAGUCGAAACAAGUGCAAGCAUAGUCCAGGCGCCUGAAAAGUCUUAA